Rhodotorula graminis WP1 is the source of this 1074-nucleotide messenger RNA. RefSeq lists its product as uncharacterized. NCBI's taxonomy places the organism in Eukaryota, Fungi, Basidiomycota, Microbotryomycetes, Sporidiobolales, Sporidiobolaceae. Gene Ontology annotation, molecular function: protein serine/threonine kinase activity; ATP binding. The transcript is spliced from 6 exons. The record is from RefSeq and is a predicted model, not a curated record. Gene Ontology annotation, biological process: protein autophosphorylation; peptidyl-threonine phosphorylation; actin cortical patch assembly. The annotation marks the transcript as partial. Gene Ontology annotation, cellular component: cytoplasm.
AUGGCCUACUCGCGCCCGUUCCCUGCACCACCGGCGACGCAGCCCUACACGUCCGUCGCCAGCCCGCCGUUCCGUGCCCCGGCACCCGCAGGUCCUCCUCCAGCUGCCGCCCCACCACCCUCGUCCGUCCCCGCCGGCACCCUCCCGCCAGGGACCCUCGUCGAGGUCGGUCAGUACCGCGUCACCGUCCAGCGCUUCCUCAGCGAAGGCGGCUUUGCGCACGUCUACCUCGCCCAGUCGGCCGUCCCGCUCCCGCCCAACUCGCCCACCGGCACGACCCAGCAUGUCCUCAAGCGCAUGGUCGUCCCCGACAAGCGUGGCGUCGAGGAGGUCGGCCGAGAAGUCGACGUCAUGCGCCAGCUCAAGAACCACCCCAAGAUCGUCAACAUGAUCGAGGCGUCGGUCGCCGACCUGCCCGGCGGCGUCGACGGCAGCAAGGGCUACGAGAUCUACAUUCUCAUGGAGUGGUGCCAAGGCGGCGGCAUCAUCGACAUGAUGAACACGCGGCUGCAGAACCGCCUCACCGAGGGCGAGAUCCUCAAGAUCUUUAGCGACGUCGUCGAGGCCGUCGCGCACAUGCACUACCAGUCGCCGCCGCUUAUCCAUCGAGACCUCAAGGUCGAGAACAUCCUCCUCUCGCCGCCGCAGACGUACAAGCUGUGCGACUUUGGCUCGACGACGCGCCCUCUGCCGCGCGACAAGGUGCCGACGACGGUCGAGGGCAUCCAGAAGCUCGAGCACUCGAUCAACAAGACGACGACGCUCCAGUACCGCGCUCCCGAGCUCGUCGACGUCUGGGGCCGCAAAGGGUUCGACGAGAAGAUCGACAUCUGGGCGCUUGGCGUCUUCCUGUACAAGCUGUGCUUCUACACGACGCCGUUCGAGGAGCACGGUCCGCUCGCCAUCCUCAACGCGCAGUACAAGUUCCCGGCGUACCCGGCCUACUCGUCGUCGAUCCGCAGCCUCAUCGGCGCCAUGCUGCAGGAGCGCGCGAGCCAGCGCCCGAACAUCUACCAGGUCCACGAGAUGACGUGCCGCCUGCGCGGCGUCCCUGUUCGACUCGAGAAUGUGCGU